AUGAUUGAGACUCUAAAUACCUCGAAUUUGACUCCAAAAGAAGUAAAUAAGAUGCAGGUUCUUACCUCUACAGGUCAAGACGGUGGUAAUAGGGUUCUUCACUCCAAGAAGGCUCAGAAUAUUGCCAUUCUGUUGAGGGCGCUCAAUGUCAUCGCCGACUACCUCAAAAAGUCGCUUGCGACACUGGAGGGAGCUUGCGAAGAACUAAGGUCGAGCCGGAUGUUCCUGAAGCUUCUAGAAGCUGUGUUGAAGACUGGGAACCACAUGAAUGUGGGCACAAACAGAGGGGAUGCCCAUACCUUCAAGCUCGACACCCUCCUAAAGCUUGCUGACGUCAAGGGAGCUGACUGGAAAACGACGCUCCUUCACUUUGUGGUUCAGGAGAUCAUCCAAGCUGAAGGUUCUCGUCUCAGAAACAGCAACACAACCGAAAACACUAACGCCGAGGCCAAAUGCAGAAAGCUCGGCCUCCAAGUUGUUUCUAAAUUAAGUUCUGAGCUAAUGAAACGUGAAGAAAGCUGCGACAAUGGAUGCUGA
Messenger RNA from Striga hermonthica, 537 nucleotides. Lineage: Eukaryota; Viridiplantae; Streptophyta; Magnoliopsida; Lamiales; Orobanchaceae. The record is from the annotation of a GenBank genome assembly.